AUGAACAACGAUCAGUUUCGCCGUCUUAUCGAGAGAGAUGGGCCCGCAAAGUCUCCAGCGAGCAAUGGCGCAUCGCCAACUCCGCCACGCGCACUCGCCCUAGGAUCUAAACAGAGAUCGAGCAUUCCUAUGACGCCUCGCUCCGUCGCCUUUAGCAGGUCCGAUUUCCAGCGGCAGCUGGCCGAGCAGGGCCGAGGACAACGGCCACAGAAGAAACUCAAGGCAUCGGCACCGAAAGGGAGCAAGCUUGCCCAUGGCUACACCGACCGAACAAAAACGAGAGAGGACGAAGAAAAGGAUGAACGCGCAGCGAAGCUUAAAAACCUAGAAGAGUCUCUUAGGAAGGAAGAGAUAGAUCAAGCAACAUACGACACGCUGCGGGCGGAAAUAGCCGGUGGAGAUCUCGAGAGCACACAUCUCGUCAAAGGCCUGGACUUUAAGCUGCUUGAGCGAAUACGGAAGGGCGAAGAUGUGUACGGCAAUAAGAAACAAGACGCCGACGACGGUAAUGACGAUGACGAUGACGAUGACGAGCCCAAGCCCGAGGAAGUGGAUGACGCAUUUGACGAAUUGGAAGAAGCCAAACUGGAGGCUGUUUCGAGAGAGGCAACAAGCAAGAAAGGGCAGAUCGCCGCGGUGACUGCACUGAAACCAGGCCAAAAGCGGUCCAGGGCUAUGGUGCUCGCAGAACUGAAGGCGGCCAGAGAGGCGGCCAAGGCCAAAGAACAAUCGAGUCUUGGAUCGAAAUUCAAGAAGAUAGGCGACAAGACGCCCGGCUCCCGAAUAGAACGAGACAGCAAAGGGAGAGAGGUACUUAUCAUAGUCGAUGAGGAUGGGCACGAAAAGCGCAAAGUGCGUAAACUUCAGCCCGAGACCCACCAAGAUGUGGAAGAGACGAGCUCGCGUGACCUGAUGAUGCCAGAUAAAGACGCCAAACCUUUAGGCAUGGAGGUGCCGGACAUCUACAAGACCAAAAACGAAGAAGUAGAAGAUGAAGAUGAUGACAUCUUUGGUGAUGUCGGGGAUGAUUAUGACCCACUAGCAGGACUUGGGGAAGACUCUGAUGAUGAUGAAGACGAAGAUGCAGAAAAGCCAGCAAAGUCCGCAGAAGAGACAAGACAGUCCCAAGAUCGAGACGCGAUGCCACCGCCGCCAAAACCGGCUUCUACGACAGAGGCGAGGAAUUGGUUCAAAGACUCGAAAACUGCCUUGGCUUCUUCUCAAACAUUACAGGCGCCAUCACUGUCGGACCCAGCAAUUCUCGCAGCUCUCAAGAAAGCAGCGUCUAUUAAUGCCAGAUCUUCCGAGGAAGAGGAUGAGGAGGCGAAAGCGAAGGCAGAACGUCGGAGACGAAUGCUACAGAAUGACGAUCGCGACGCCGAGGACAUGGACAUGGGCUUUGGCACCAGCAGGUUUGAGGAUGAGGCUGACUUUGACGACAAGCAACCGAAGCUCUCCAAGUGGGGGAACGGUGCUGACGAUGAUGGUGACGAUGGAAAGGGCGGUGAUGGUAAACCGAAGCGGAAGAGGGGUGGGAAGAAGCGAAAGGGAGAUGUGAAUAAUGCCGAGGACGUGAUGCGCGUUCUUGAGCAGCGGAAAACUACGAAAUAG
Molecule: messenger RNA, 1611 nt
Organism: Neoarthrinium moseri
Lineage: Eukaryota; Fungi; Ascomycota; Sordariomycetes; Amphisphaeriales; Apiosporaceae
Exons: 2
Coding region: 1-1611 (536 amino acids)
Biological process (GO): mRNA splicing, via spliceosome
Cellular component (GO): nucleus
Source: RefSeq, a predicted model, not a curated record